AUGCUGCUAUCAAACAAGGACUUUUACCAGGAGUUUGGAUACAUGGGUCGGGUAAAGGGCACCAAAGAGCGAAGAGCCAGCGGCGGUGGCGUCCCCUUAAGCAUUCCUAACAAUAUCUCUUCUAUCGAUUCCACGCAGUUCUUUCAGUCUGACCUUAUGAAACUUAUCAAGGAUCAGUAUAAGGGGCUUUCUAAGAAGGAGAGAAAGUCGCCUGGUAUCUUGGAUGGCUUUAUCUGGGUGCAGGAUAGUAUUGACUGGAAGACGGAGGGUGAUGAUGAGGAUUUGGACUAG
Colletotrichum spaethianum is the source of this 291-nucleotide messenger RNA. RefSeq lists its product as uncharacterized. Bases 1 to 291 code for a protein of 96 amino acids. Lineage: Eukaryota; Fungi; Ascomycota; Sordariomycetes; Glomerellales; Glomerellaceae. The transcript has a single exon. The record is from RefSeq and is a predicted model, not a curated record.